AUGUGUCGCUCAGCUGACGAAUUCAAAAACCGCUUCCUUCAAGCAUCAGAUUACGGUAUCGGCUACGAUUGCAAAUUCAUAGUCGGUCCUGAAAACAAUGUCGUCGAAGGACACAAAUUCUUGUUUUCGGUGGCGAGUGAAGUGUUCCAAGCCAUGUUCUACGGUGAUCUGAAGGAGGAAAGCACGGUCAAAAUCGAGGAUCUGGACGCCGAAGGAUUCAAAGCCAUGAAGCAUUAUAUCUACACUGGUGAGGUGAAUUUCACAUCCGCUAUCCAUGCUCUCUCAGCUUACAUUGCGGCUCGCAAAUAUCUCAUCUCCCAACUAAUGCGGGAGUGCAUCAGCUACUGUCAAAAGCAGCUCAACCCCUCACAGGUACUGCAGUUCUACGAAACUUGUGUAACUCACAAUAUAACAGAAUUCGAUGAGCUGUGUUUGAACAUCAUCGAAGAAAAAACCGACCAAAUAAUUGAAAGUGACUAUUUUCCGUUUGCCCAAGCUGAAACAAUCCAAUUAAUUCUGAAGUCUCGUAGUCUCAGUUUGCAAUCAGAAAUCGAGGUGUUUGAUUUGUUUGAAAAAUGGGCUCUGGCUGAAGCAGAUCGUACACGACUACGCGAUGGUGAUUUGGCAUCUAGUUUUAAUCAUCUGAAAAAGUAUGUACGAUUUCUUACAAUCAGUUCGGAAGAGUUCACCGAACGCAUUGAGCAGUCUUUGCUGCUUACACCAACUGAGAAAAAUGCUAUAGAGAGCAAUCUGUCACAAUUUAAUCCGAAACCCAUGCCCUUAGAUCUCUCGAUGAUUCGACAGCAACAACUUCUGUAA
Molecule: messenger RNA, 819 nt
Organism: Nilaparvata lugens (brown planthopper)
Lineage: Eukaryota; Metazoa; Arthropoda; Insecta; Hemiptera; Delphacidae
Product: BTB/POZ domain-containing protein 3-like
Exons: 2
Coding region: 1-819 (272 amino acids)
Biological process (GO): neurogenesis
Cellular component (GO): cytosol; P-body
Molecular function (GO): protein binding
Source: RefSeq, a predicted model, not a curated record